GGAUAGUCUGUGGCUUCGAAAACAAAAGACUGCAGUAAAUAUUGCCAAAAAAAUGAGUCCGGAGAGAGAAGUUCAAGAAUCGGUAGAUGUGAUGGAGUCGAUAGAUGAAUUAAAAGAACGAUUAUCAUCUAUGAAACGUAUGAUGGAGGAACGGAAAAAUGCCGGAUCAGGCACCAAGGAAUUGUUCCAAGGACAAGCGAGGAGUCUCCAAGGAACGACCAUGAUCGAUGGAAACUUCCUAAGUUUCGUAUUUGGCGGUUCACUAUUCGUAAUCCUAAGUGUAUCAGUGUAUGCUUUUUAUAACUUAUACCACGCUGUUCUGAAGAAGUUCCCUUCGACGCACACGGAAUUGUAAAUUGGACUUUAAUUCGUAGAUCUAAGGUUUAUAUCGCGAUGGAUAAUACACUAUCUUGUCUUAAAGUUUAGGUGAAAGAGAAUUGCUGAUAGAAUUUAAAUGCCAAUAAAGUGUGAUUUUUUUGAACAACGUUAA
Messenger RNA from Vanessa atalanta (red admiral), 490 nucleotides. RefSeq lists its product as uncharacterized. The coding region runs from base 53 to 355 and encodes 100 amino acids. Lineage: Eukaryota; Metazoa; Arthropoda; Insecta; Lepidoptera; Nymphalidae. The record is from RefSeq and is a predicted model, not a curated record. The transcript is spliced from 2 exons.